Messenger RNA from Tigriopus californicus, 1891 nucleotides. RefSeq lists its product as uncharacterized. The record is from RefSeq and is a predicted model, not a curated record. Lineage: Eukaryota; Metazoa; Arthropoda; Copepoda; Harpacticoida; Harpacticidae. The coding region runs from base 564 to 1730 and encodes 388 amino acids. The transcript has 4 exons.
GCAUAAUAAAGUGAAAUUGGACCUCCUGUUAUAACAAACUCAUGAUCUCUUUUGAACUCGUUCGAGGAGCAUGUGGUUGUAAAGUUCACGUGCGGAUCUUCCAAACCAUUUCAAGGACAAGAGCUACUUAGAAUGAGUGAUCCAUCAAAGUACGCAAAAUGGAUUUAUGCUCAGGCUCGGUUGUGUCAUAUCUACUAGACUGUCUCAACAUGCAAUUGCACCCUUGCUUGCGUUGAGUCCGUUGUCCCUUUUAAGGCUUUUUUGCCUUCUCAACCGAUCCACGAAGUGAAUCGAUCUCGCCAGAGAACAUCGUUAGGGCCUUUCAACCAAAAAGGUCUGUAUCAGAUCUUCUCCAAUCUUAAAGAACGACGAAGCUAUUCAUUCACUCCGUUUCCGUGUGACAAAGUUAAGUCAUCCAUCACUAAACUACCUUCACCAUUCCAAUCACAAUCGGGUGCUUGACAUUGAAGUCUGCGUAUUUUUGGUAGGCUCCAACCACAUGCAAUAUAGCUCAGUCGGUUCCUUCACCCGAACUUUGCUCGGCAAUUUCCAAGUUCUGGCAAAUGGGUCUUCCGUUAGAACACGACGUGGAACUCGGCUCAGAGGCAGCGACGCCUUUCGAGAAUGGCAUUCAAGUCUCGAACCAUGAAACUGUGGGCCUUGCACGGGGAGUCAUUCAAGUGAAGACCGCCGAAGGUGAGGGAGGUUCUUUGCAUGAUUGCCAAGGUACCAAGGUCUCAAUUGUCGAAUGUGAAAGCACACCUUUGACCGAAGAAGGUGACAUAGAAAACUCUUCCGCCAUGUCUUCCUCUUACUUUGAUCAGAACUUCCGUGCUUCAUUCUAUACACCCCACAAAGAGUUAGUUCAACGUGAGUCAUCAGCUUCUCCAACCCGACGAGUGAAUUUGAAAUCGAAUUCAAGCAGUGAGUUUGAUGCAAAUCGUCGCUCGUCAUUGUCUAAACCUCCACCAUCGAUGAACAGCCUAACCCUGUCUCGAGACGUCCUGAGGAACACUCAUGACCUCUAUAAAUUGGAUUCCGGCAGAAAAGUGUGGGAACUGCCCACCACUUCUCAAAGGGAGUUUAGAUAUCAUGAUGAUGAUUUGCGGAAGAUUCGAUCCAAUCCAUACCCUCACGUGCCUUCGUUGUCGAUCGCCAUGGAGGGGGAGCGGAGAUUCUUGCCCGAAAAGCGAGAGUCAUACCGUCGAUUCACUGCCGAAGAUUUUAAUGCCAACAACUACAAAUGGCAAUCUCAAUAUAAAAGCCAACCUAUCCCAAGUAAGGCCGAAUCACCUUCUGACUCCGGUCUCAAGAGCUUGAAAGUAUCCCCAAAUGGAAGCUCGAUUGAGAGCGGUCGAAGUUCCAGUAAUGGUUCCACGGACUCGAGAUUUUCUCAAGGGACCACCUCACAAUCUGCUUACAAGCCAUACUUCAGUUCAGUUUACAGCAGCCAUUCAUUAAAUCGACCUCGAACGUCGACAGUUCGAACGGGGAUUGAGGGCCAAUUUUAUGGCCAAAUCACUUCCAGAGAGCACUAUGGCCCACCUGAAUCUCAACCCUCACGGAUUUCUCAAGAAGCCAUGAAGAAUUUGAUACCCAAGACAACUAUCUAUGCCUAUGGACGACCAGAGACCACCUACAGUCGACAUAUCAAUGAAAGUUUUGUGCUAAAACCACCGAUGAGAUACGAUCCAACUCUACGAAUCCCAGACAAGAUCGAUUGGAUGUAGGCAAAAUUGAGCAUGAAUGUUGGAUCCAACAACUAAAUGUUUCAAAAAAAGUAGCUCACUUGAAGUUCUGAAGAAUUGCAUGAUCGUACUUUAUUUCUUCGAAUCACGUGUACUGUCCACUACAAAUUUAUGCUGUAAUAGAAUACAUUCGACCCAUCACC